This is a messenger RNA of Scophthalmus maximus (turbot), 3525 nucleotides long. It is a transcript of the gene zranb1a, whose product is annotated as zinc finger, RAN-binding domain containing 1a. NCBI's taxonomy places the organism in Eukaryota, Metazoa, Chordata, Actinopteri, Pleuronectiformes, Scophthalmidae. The record is from RefSeq and is a predicted model, not a curated record. The transcript has 10 exons. Gene Ontology annotation, cellular component: nucleus; cytoplasm. The coding region runs from base 406 to 2535 and encodes 709 amino acids. Gene Ontology annotation, biological process: cytoskeleton organization; protein K33-linked deubiquitination; cell migration. Gene Ontology annotation, molecular function: K63-linked polyubiquitin modification-dependent protein binding; cysteine-type deubiquitinase activity.
ACCAGAUGAUCGGUGACGGAGGCAGGCGGCGAGCGAGCGUUUAUUUUGGCUCCGGUGCUCGUUUGUCUCACUGUCGCCGCCAUUUAAACAACACGGAGGCGAUGUGAAAACCGCGGCGACUCGCGGAUUCUACGCCAUGAUUCGGGCGGUUGUCCGAGGCUUCUGGCGACGCGUGGCUUGUUCUUAACGUGUACACCGGAGGAGGGGGGAACAAUGUGAGCGAGCGGCGGACUCGACACAAACUCGGUUCGGGAGAGGUUUGAUCGAGGAGGAGGCGGAGGAGGCGGAGGAGGGGGACUGGGACGAGAGAAGGGUUUGUUGUGCUUUUCAACAGCGCUUGAAAAAACGAGCGCAGACGUUUUUGAAAGAAAAAAAACGUUUGACCAAAACCAAAGUGGCCCAGCGAUGACGGAGCAGAAGGUCAAGUGGGGCUGUGACUACUGCACGUACGAAAACUGGCCGUCUGCAGUCAAGUGCACCAUGUGCCGUGCACAGAGGUCCAUGGGUCCCAUCAUCACGGAGGAGCCAUACAAGAACAGCCCCUUCCUGGAUCCCGCCGUCGAUUGGGACCCUCCCAGAACUGAGAGCGGCAGCAGCCUCCUCAUCUGCCCCGACUCCAGCGCCAGGCCGAGGGUGAGGGCGGCCAGCAUGGCUGAGCUCGCCAGUAAGUGGUCCUGCCAGAUGUGCACCUACCUGAAUUGGCCCCGGGCGAUCCGCUGCACACAGUGCCUGUGCCAACGCCCCAGGACCAGCAGCCCCACCGAGUCCCCCCACACUUCAGGCUGCCGCCCUGCUCUCCACUCGCCCGUGGACACCUGCGAGGAGUACAACGACAGAAACAGACUCAACACCCACCAGCAGCACUGGACAUGCACUGCUUGCACUUACCAGAACUGGCCCACGACCGCAAAGUGCGUGGUGUGUGACCGCCCCAAGCCCAACAACCAGGAGGCCACGGAGCGGGCAGAGUCGGCGGAGCCGUCGCCCGUGAUCAACGAGCGGGAUAGAGGUCGGUGGAUGGGCAGUUGCAGCGGAGGCCAGGGCCAAAGGAGGUCGCCUCCUAUGCCCAAGAGGGAGGACCAUGUUAAAAUGGACUUCCAGAGGAUAGAGCUCGCGGCCGCAGCCAUGAGCAGCAAAGAGGAGCAGGAGGUCGACUUCAAGAAGCUGAAGCAGAUUAGAAACAGAAUGCGGAAAACCGACUGGCUGUUCCUCAAUGCGUGUGCUGGCGUCGUUGAGGGAGACCUGGCGGCAGUAGAAGCCUACAAGUCGUCCGGAGGUGACAUCGCCCGUCAGCUCACCGCCGACGAAGUGCAGCUGCUCAACCGCUCCUCAGCGUUCGACGUAGGUUUCACCCUGGUGCAUCUGGCUAUUCGCUUCCAGCGGCAGGACAUGUUAGCCAUCCUGCUAACUGAGGUGAAUCAGCAGGCAGUGAAGUGCAUCCCCUCCAUGGUGUGUCCCGAGCUGACGGAGCAGAUUCGCAGGGAAAUCGCCGCUUCACUGCAUCAGCGCAAAGGAGACUUCGCCUGUUACUUCCUCUCCGACCUGGUCACCUUCACCCUCCCUGCAGAUAUCGAGGACCUGCCGCCUGCCGUCCAAGAGAAGCUGUUUGAUGAGGUGUUGGAUCGAGAUGUGCAGAAAGAGUUGGAAGAGGAAUCUCCUGUCAUCAACUGGUCUUUGGAGCUGGGCACGCGCCUGGACAGUCGCCUGUACGCCCUGUGGAACCGUACGGCCGGAGACUGUCUGCUGGACUCUGUUCUGCAGGCCACAUGGGGCAUCUACGACAAGGACUCUGUCCUCCGCAAGACCCUGCACGACAGCCUGCACGACUGCUCCCACUGGUUUUACACUCGCUGGAAGGAGUGGGAGUCGUGGUACUCGCAGAGCUUCGGUUUGCAUUUCUCCCUGAGAGAGGAACAGUGGCAGGAGGACUGGGCGUUCAUCCUGUCUUUGGCCAGCCAGCCCGGGGCCAGCCUGGAGCAGACCCACAUUUUUGUUCUGGCACACAUUCUUCGCAGACCCAUCAUAGUCUACGGAGUGAAAUACUACAAAAGUUUCCGUGGGGAAACGUUAGGAUACACGCGUUUUCAAGGCGUGUACCUGCCUCUGUUAUGGGAGCAGAGUUUCUGCUGGAAGAGUCCCAUCGCGCUGGGCUACACGCGGGGCCACUUCUCGGCCCUGGUGGCCAUGGAGAACGACGGCUACGACAAUCGCGGUGCGGGCGCAAACCUCAAUACUGACGACGACGUCACUGUCACCUUCCUGCCGCUGGUGGACAGCGAGCGGAAGCUGCUGCACAUUCACUUCCUGUCUGCCCAAGAGAUGGGCAACGAGGAGCAGCAGGAGAAGCUGCUGAGGGAAUGGCUGGACUGCUGCGUGACAGAAGGAGGAAUGCUGGCAGCAAUGCAGAAGAGCUGCCGCCGCCGCAACCACCCCCUGGUCACCCAGAUGGUGGAGAAGUGGUUGGACAGAUACCGCCAGAUCCGCCCCUGUGCGUCUCUUUCCGACGGCGAGGAGGAGGAGGAUGAAGAUGAGUGAGUGAGUUGGGGGAGGUGAAGAAGAAGAAACUGCAAGCUCCUAACUCUUGAAACUGGACACUAGGCUGUGGGGAGAUUACCUUAUUGUCUUCAUUUCUUCUUUCUUUUCUUUUUUUCCUUUCUCCAAAAUGUAAAUCUUUAACUUGUAAUAAUGCAUGUGUUCUCUGAGCUCUUGUUAGGGAGAAAAAAACAAUAAGACGCCAGCACCGACAAACAGAAUCCUGAUCACUGCUCCUUUUUCAAAGCACAUCAAGUCCAUUUUAUUUUGCCUUCUGUACUCAGAUUUCUCCCUCUUUUUCCUUUUCUUAUCGAAGUAAUCAUCGCAACCUGAGAGAAAAUACUAUGACAUGUAGGAAAAUGUACGUUUGUUUAAGGAAAUCCUGAAGCCGCACUAUUUUGAGAAAUUUAAUUUACAGAAUUUUUGCUUUAAACUGAGAGGAUGCCAAUCCUUGUGUGUGUGUGUGUGUGUGUGUGUGUGUGUGUGUGUGUGUGUGUGUGUGUGUGUGUGUGUGUGUGUGUGUGUGUGUGUGUGUGUGUGUGUGUGUGUGUGUGUGUGUGUGUGUGUGUGUGUGUGUGUGUGUGUGUGUGUGUGUGUGUGUGUGUGUGUGUGUGUGUGCGCGCGCGCAAAAGUUUAAAGAGCCGAUCCCUCUGCAGACCCCCUUUGGAUGUUGGAUUUAUUUAUUUGUUUAGGGAGAGUUAUCGCACGGAGAUGAAACGUCUCGUUUCUGCCCCCGUUUUAUCUGUGUUCUGUUUGAUCCAUUCAAGUCUUGAAGUAUUUUAUUUAAUUUUUUUUGCACAGAUGAAACCUACAUUCUGUGAGGGGGCGUGGGGAGGGACAAAGUGACAAGUACAAGUUUACUGACAUUUUUACGUGUGACUUCGUAGCUCCCGUUCGAGUGGGUGGUGGGGGAAAAAUGAAAAACAGAGAAUACCAAACACUGCCUCUUUCUAUGGAGUGCAUUAAUAUUAAAUUUGACUCACUUGCAUCCUC